AGCUUGAUUCGGUUAUUCGAUAUCAUAAGAUCUAUUGCUUUCCGGCUAGUUUUCAAGCUGUUCCGCAUUAAGAAACGUGGCGCCAGUAUCGCAUAUUUCAGUAUACUCGAACACAACACAAUGUGGACGAGCAGCAUGAAAAGAAAAGGUUUCUAGCGCGCAAUGCAAUCAACAAACGCUGUACCACACUCGAAUCUAAAUAAAACACGAAAAAUUCAACAAGAAUGAAGUUUAAUUUAACUUCUUAUUAUCUAAUUCGGUAGCUAUGAAAUCUCAUCGAUACGUCUUGUGUUAUACUAUCUUUUCUCCCUUCUACUCGCUCCGUGUUAUCGAUUGUUACGAAUGCGCCGACUGAUAAUGCGUUAAAUGUGCACUUCCUUUAAUCUAAAAUCAUAUAUCCUUACAUCUAUUUCCUGGAAAGAAACGAAUAUCACGAUCAAUCAGCAUUAUGUAUACUCUGCAAAAUUAAUGGACAGUCGGACACUUUACAACAUGAAGAUUUGAUAGAUGAAAAAAAUGUGUUUUCUAACAUAUCAUCAUGGAAAUAGAAGACUGAAAGUUUGAUGAUAUAAUGGAAUCCAGGAUGCCAGUAAAAUACGACGAUUCUUAAGUUCAGGAUGGAAAUUAGAAAAGGGCCUUGGUCGAAAAAAAUCCUGGUUCCAGCCUGUUUUUUGGUAAUUCUCAUCUGGAUUUUUCUAAUCGACAAUUCAUUACUGCUUGCCGGUUUGUCUGGCAAGGUAACAUUACAAAAACCCAGAAAUUUCGUUUCUUUCGCUCGCGAUCCGAAUUUGGACCGUUUAACGAUCAAGGAAUCCUCUCUGAUAAAUGAUGUCGAAUCCAAACACUCAAAACUAUCGAAACUUCAUCUGGUGUCGCUUUGGGCAGGCAACAACACUGUUAAAGGAAACACAGGAUUUGUGCGAAAAUAUCAGAUUUUGAAACAGCAAGGUUUAAUGCCAAGUAAACAAUUACCAACUGCUUUGAUAAUCGGUGUUAAAAAAGGCGGGACAAGAGCGUUGUUAGAAUUUUUAAGAUUGCAUCCUGCUAUUCGUGCUGCUGGAUCUGAAGUACAUUUUUUUGAUCAUCAUUACAUCAAAGGAUUUCAUUGGUAUAGACAUAGGAUGCCUCCAACCUUAACCACUCAAAUCACAAUGGAGAAAACCCCAUCGUACUUUGUAACAAGUGAAGUACCGAGGAGAGUACAACGCAUGAAUCCAGGGAUGAAAUUGAUUCUUGUGGUAAGGGAUCCAGUUACUCGAGCGAUAUCCGAUUAUACUCAAGUGAAGAGCAAACGAGCUAAUAUGCCGAGAUUCGAGGAUUUAGCGUUUUUGAAUGGAUCGAAGAUCGUGGACACGUCAUGGGUACCAUUGAAAAUCGGAGUGUACGCACGACAUUUGGAGAGAUGGCUUCAAUAUUUCCCAUUAUCACAAUUUCUUUUUGUAUCCGGAGAAAGAUUAAUCAUGGAUCCUGUCGCCGAGAUCACGAGGGUUCAGGAUUUUUUAGGCCUAAAAAGAGUUAUUUGUGAGAAACAUUUUUAUUUCAAUGCCACGAAAGGAUUCCCUUGUCUGCUCAAAUCUGAGGAACGUCCUACACCCCAUUGCCUUGGUAAAAACAAAGGUCGUAGUCAUCCUUAUAUAGAUCCUGUAGCUAUACAACGAUUGAGAGAUUUUUAUCGUCCAUUCAAUCAACGUUUCUACCAAUUAACCGGAAUGGAUUUCGGCUGGUUGUGAGAGUAAAUGCGAUAAGCAGAAUACAUAUCGAAGCUAGUCAAGUAAAAAAAAAAAAAACAUAGUCAAUUUUUACUGAGAUACGACACGCGCGCA
Apis mellifera (honey bee) is the source of this 1823-nucleotide messenger RNA. It is a transcript of the gene Hs3st-B, whose product is annotated as heparan sulfate glucosamine 3-O-sulfotransferase 6. The record is from RefSeq and is a predicted model, not a curated record. The transcript has 4 exons. Gene Ontology annotation, molecular function: [heparan sulfate]-glucosamine 3-sulfotransferase activity. Bases 618 to 1730 code for a protein of 370 amino acids. Lineage: Eukaryota; Metazoa; Arthropoda; Insecta; Hymenoptera; Apidae.